This is a messenger RNA of Chaetomium globosum CBS 148.51, 2757 nucleotides long. RefSeq lists its product as uncharacterized. Gene Ontology annotation, molecular function: zinc ion binding; SUMO ligase activity. Lineage: Eukaryota; Fungi; Ascomycota; Sordariomycetes; Sordariales; Chaetomiaceae. Gene Ontology annotation, biological process: protein sumoylation. The transcript has 6 exons. The record is from RefSeq and is a predicted model, not a curated record. Bases 1 to 2757 code for a protein of 918 amino acids.
AUGGUGCGAAACUGCGACUUCCCUCCGCACCGCAGAGCAACCGUUCUUGCCACGCCCUCCCGUCCUUCCUGUGCGGGCACCCGUCGCCCAACAUUUAGCUCGAUUCUCUGGCCUUUCAGCUUUUUACGCGCGCUUGCGCUGUUCUUCUCGCUGGACCGGCCGACCCUUCCGCCCAACAUCCCCCAAGCUUCCCAUCAAUGUCUCCGAGCAUCCCCUGUCGCUUCGCGGCCAGACGUUUGGGUGGAGAGUAGACCAUCAUGGAUGACUCCCGGCGCAUCGAUAAGGAAUCCCACUGCUCCCCGACCCGCCGUCCCUCGACCGCCUGCCGUACAGGCUCAACAGCAGCAGCAACCGCAACAGCAACCGCAACAGCAACAACAACAGCAACAUCAACCCCAGCAACAGCAGCAACAGCAACAACAGCAACAACAGCAACAAGUGCAGCAACAGCAGAAACAGUAUGCUCUCUCCAUGCCCACGGCCGUCGCAAGUCUGUGUUGCAGGCGUCACGCCCUCUCACCUCACCGCCCUACAGAACAAGCCGACGCUAACUUUGGCAUCUUACCUAGGCCUGCCGUUCUCCCGUCACCCGCUCCGAGCGACGUACCGAGCCCUGCCCACUCGAAUUUGCUCGAUAGCCCCCAGGCCUCCCCUGCCCCUCUCGCCGAUGCGCGCAGCAUGGGGUCCAGAACACCCUCGGCCCCGGUAACACACCCAGUCGCCAAUGCCCGGUUUGUCCACAUCCCAUCUGGCAGCCCGGAUGUGCAAGAGAUCCCGCGACCGGGGUUGGCCAGCCCAGCGCAUCAGGUUGAGAACCACUCACCUGCCGCUGGGUACAUAUCGCAGCCUCCGAAUAACGGCCCCCAGACCCUGCAGAACACACACGCCCCGAAUGUUAGCCAUGGAGCUGCUCCGUUGUCCAGCGCCUCUCAAGAACAUGAGCCGUCUCGUCCCGCAUCAAAAAGACGGCGCACUGGAAACACUGCAUCUAUCUCGGACGCAGGCACUGGGUCAUCACCUCAAGCACUUACAGGCGUGACAAACCCUUACGCCACCUCCCAGGCGCCAACGGCAACAGGGCCGACACAGACAGCACCCCUGGGUACGAACACAUCGCUACCUCAUCCGCAGAUACGGAAUGGCCCCCAGCAGAGCCCGCAACACCCAGCGGCUAGCAACGUUUGCGCUCCACAACCGCCGUCGGUGCAGUCGUUUUGGCAACAACAACAACUAAAUCAGCCACUAAAUCAGCAACAAUAUUUGCAGAACUUACAAAUCAACACGUCUAAUCUCGCACACGUCAACCUCCAGUCCAUGGUGCAGUCGCCAGUUGGCACCACGCCGUCUUCCCGCCCAUCCCAGCCCACACCGAGUCCUGGGCCGCAGCAGAUACCGCCCAGCCCUUGGGCGCAACAACAAUUACAGACCGUAAUCCCUCCAACGGUUUUUGCCCCCAACGUAGCGCAUCCCGGGCCAGCUUCCAUGGUUCGGCCUCCGACGUUUCAGGUCCAGCGGGGCGCGCACCAACGACAGCGACUCGUGGCGGCGAGCGAUCGCCUGUUGCCGCCCAAGGGCACGUCGAUUGGGCGGACGGAAUGGCCGCACGAACCGGCGGAUCGGAAAUCGGUCAUGAUGUCGCUGCACCAAGCCCAUGUCCGCAGUCCGAAGCGGGUCAUCAAGGACGGAGAGACGGAACGCUUCUAUCAGUCUGUAAAAUCACUCGCAGUUGCGCCAACUCCCGUGGCUCCUAAGAAGACCAUGUACGAGUUCCGGUUCGAUGUCAGCGAGGAGCAAUUUACCCUAGUAGCGGCCAAGUCGAAGGACCCCGCAGCCCUUCUCCCGGUAGUUGAGCAUAUUAACGGCACGCUCCGGUGGCGGAUCCGGUGCUGUGCGGUUCAAGGCUCGAGGGCCGCCGUUAGUGAAGAGGAGUGGGUGGGAUUGGAGAUGGACUGGCCAACGUACAUUCACAUGACGCUGAACCAGAACCCGCUCGACGUCCGUAGGCAACGGCACAACGGGAAAGACCAGCCUACAGAGAUCACUGACUAUAUCGUCUGCGGUACCAACUUGCUCUUAGUUUCCAUACAUGGUCAACACGGGGAGCACUCCAGAAACCGCCACUUAGCAGUGGAGAUCCUCGAGACGCUCAGCCAUUCCAACGUAGUCAAGACGGUCUGGUCGCGGGGCGUAACGGGCGAAGAAAAGACGCUAGGGACGAUCAAGAAGCGGUUGACGUCCUCGCUUGACGACGAAGUCUCCUUCGAGGCGCCUGAUCUGUCGAUUGAUCUUGCCGACCCCUUCAGCUCGACCAUCUUCAAGAUCCCCGCGCGCGGAGUCCUGUGUACGCACAUGGAGUGCUUCGACCUCGAGAACUGGCUGAACACGCGGCCGUCGAAAACGUCAAUUAAGUGCUCGCAUCGACAGGUGGUGUGCGAUUGCCGGGACCCGGCCGAACCGUCCAAUCCCGACAAGUGGCGCUGCCCGAUCUGUUCUAAGGAUGCACGGCCGUACAGUCUGCAGAUCGACGGGUUCUUGCUCAAGGUCAGGAAGCAGCUGGAGGAAGAAGGCAAGCUGCACACCAAGUGCCUGCGUGUGAAGGCGGACGGGAGCUGGUCCGUUGUGCUCGAGGCGGACGAUGAUGGGGAGAGUGACGAGGAAGAGCGGCGCGGGCCGCAGCCUACAGUUGCCGCCAAAGGCAAGGCAGUGCAGCCCCCCGCGGCCGCGAGGCGAGAGGUGGAGGUUAUCGAGAUUGACUAA